AUGGAUGGUAAGUGGGUGGGUGUAAUUAGGGGUCGCUGUAUUUCGCUCUUUUCGUCACUAGAAGGAAUAAUGGCUGCAGAUGAUGUUAAGAGAGAGGAAAUCACCAAUAAUAACGACGAUUAUAACGGGGAAGGAAUAAAUGAAAGGACCAAAAUGGCAGAGCACAUUGCAGCAGUGCACUUGUUCUUAAGCGAUAGGGUAAGAUGCACGGCACGAUAA
Thelazia callipaeda (thelaziosis nematode) is the source of this 219-nucleotide messenger RNA. The record is from the annotation of a GenBank genome assembly. Lineage: Eukaryota; Metazoa; Nematoda; Chromadorea; Rhabditida; Thelaziidae.